AUGCAGCCGAUUGAAGAGGCACUCGGUCACUCUAAAGGCCAGACCGCAUUGCCUGCUUCCCCUCCCCCAGCGGGCGGCGAAUGCAGCAGCAUGUGGAGAGGCUUCGAUAGCAGAGAAGUAUUGACUCUGAUCUUGCAGACACUUGACGAAAUGGGUUACAGAGAUAUUGUCGCUUCACUUGAGAAGGCAAGCGGAGUUGAGCUACUUCAGCCUGACAUGCGCAAACUGCGAGAGAGCAUUGUGGAGGGGAAUUGGCUAGAGGCUGGGAAGGCUCUGCUGCGCUUGCCCAUCGAACCGCUUACUCGGCAGGCUUGCUGGUUUUUGCUUAUGCAACACAAAUUCCUGGAGACGAUUGUAGACCCCAGUUUCUCUUUGGAGGCAAAGACCACGUGCUUAAGACAGGAUCUGAGUAUUGCGGCCUUCGAUACUGCAACGACGGAAAGGGUUCACGAAUGUGCGGCGCUGUUGAUGUAUGAAGGCAGCGACCUCUUGGCCCAUGUGCUGCGGAUAUCUAGUUUGAGCAGGAGCCAGCUGUUCAGCCGUAUUACUUGUCUCCUGCCGGCCUCUUUAGCUAUGCAGCCUUCCAUGCUUGCAACAAUUAUGGACCAUGCUCGUCGGUUUCAAAUUCUCUCUUGCCCACUGCAUGUUGAGUCUCCGGCCACAGUCGGGGAAAGCGUCAUUGAACCACACCGCUGCAAAGUUCCUCUUCUUCCGCAAUGCUGUGUCGGCUGUCUGCAUGCACAUCGAAAAGAAGUGUGGACGGUGGCAGUUGCCCCCAAGCAGUCUAGUAAGAUGGAAGCUUUAGUGGCUUCAGGUUCGGCGGACAGGUCGGUUUGUGUGUGGCUGAUAACAACAGACACCUCAGGGUGGAGCAAAAAUUUCACGGACGAAUUAAGCGCAGCAGAACAGUUGUCUGCUAGUCAGUUGGGCUCUCGAUGGCUUACUACAUGGUUGGAGGGGGACACUGACUUACUAAUGAGACUCGAGCAGACCCAGGCCCGACCGAUGCUGGAGAAUGGAAAUGUCAUUGGCACCUGCAGGCUCCUGUGGCGGAUACAGCGCCUCGGAAGUGCUGCAGCUUUCCUCGAUUGGGACAGCACUGGAAAGCUGCUUGCAGCUGGUGGGGAGAAAUCAUUCAUUGAAGCUUGGGAAGAGGGCCGCAGGAUAGGCGACUACUGCACCCACAGCGGCUCACUUGUUGGGCUGCAAUGGGUGCCCAAUUCGAGAAAAUUGAUUUCCAUGGCAACUGACCGUACCAUGACUCUUGUCUCUCUUCAAGAGUCAACUCUCAAUGCGACGCACAUCGUGGAAUAUGAAUGGCUUUUGCCCGGCAGGCCUCAAGAGGGAUUCCUACUGCCUGGAUCGACUAGCAUGAUUAUCUUCUUCGCCGAUCGCCAAGUCAAAUUAUUCGACGUAGUAACGAAAGAAGAGAGCUCGUGGGCGAAUGGCAAAGAUCUCGUCAUUGCAGCAUGCCCAUCGAAAAUCUGCAACCAGAUAUUACUGAGCACUGCAAAUUCUCCUCCUGUGCUCCGGCUUUGGGACCUCGACGAAGGCAAGGUCGUACAGAAGUACAGAGGCCAUAAAGUGGGGAGGUUGGCAAUUCGUCCAGCCUUUGGAGGCCCCCAUGAGGAACUUGUCAUAUCUGGCUCAGAGGACGCGCAAAUAUACAUCUGGCAUCGUGUAUGGGGCUGCAUGCUGCAGCAACUCAAGGGGCACGCAGCAGCGGUCAACCAAGUUGCCUGGAUGAACUCAUGCGGUCCUGUAUGUCUGCUUUCAGCUGGAGACGACGGUGUGUUGCUCUUGUGGAGCUUGGCCACGAGUGGAGGUCAAGAAAGCAUCGAAAGCUCCUCAAGCCGCCGCAGUCCAGACUUGGGCACGCUGUCUGACCCAGGACGAGCUACGCCUGACGAAAGCAGCGAUUAG
Eimeria maxima is the source of this 1923-nucleotide messenger RNA. RefSeq names its product WD-repeat protein, putative. The transcript is spliced from 7 exons. NCBI's taxonomy places the organism in Eukaryota, Apicomplexa, Conoidasida, Eucoccidiorida, Eimeriidae. Gene Ontology annotation, molecular function: protein binding. The coding region runs from base 1 to 1923 and encodes 640 amino acids. The record is from RefSeq and is a predicted model, not a curated record.